Messenger RNA from Prunus mume (Japanese apricot), 1345 nucleotides. Its product is annotated as Thioredoxin family protein. The record is from RefSeq and is a predicted model, not a curated record. Gene Ontology annotation, cellular component: chloroplast. Lineage: Eukaryota; Viridiplantae; Streptophyta; Magnoliopsida; Rosales; Rosaceae.
UUAAAGAUUGCGAAACAAAGAAAAACAUUGCUAACCAUCCAAGAAUUAAGAACCAAGGUCCAAGAAUGUCAGUAAUAUCUCUGACGUGCUCUCAGACAACACUGUGCUAUUCUUCAAAGCCACCGCACAGCUUUUUGACAGAUUUUGAGAACUCUGUGUUCCCAAGAACUUCAAUUCCAGCUUUUGCUCUGAAAUUAUCAGCAUAUUCUCAAAGAUUAUUGAGGAAUGGGAACUUGGUUUCUCGCAGAAACAGAUUUCAUGCGAAUUCUGCUGACUCAGAUGCAGAUACAAACGAGUUGGAAACCCAGUUGUCUCGGGAAAAUGGUGCAGUUUCCAGUAAUGGUGGCAACCCAUCAACCAGCUUUUUAUCCGUGCUCUGUCCCUUGCUCAAGCUCUUCUCCGGAGGAGAUCCCUCUCAAGAACGGAACUUUACUUUGGAGGUAGCUACAUCUUCAUUGUCUACCUUCGCCAGAUUCCCUUGGGGAUCAAGAUCUCUAUCACAGAAUUUGGACAGACAGGACAUCACUACCUUGGAUCCUCCUAUGCAUUUGCAGCUUUUUGAAUUUGAGGCAUGCCCUUUUUGCAGGAGGGUUAGAGAAGCUUUGACUGAGCUAGAUCUUUCUGCAGAGGUCUAUCCUUGUCCAAAAGGUUCAGUAAGACAUAGAGAAAUGGUUAAAAGAUUUGGUGGCAAAGAGCAGUUUCCUUUUCUCAUAGAUCCAAAUACUGGUAUUUCAAUGUAUGAAAGUGGUGAAAUUGUGAAAUACCUAUUUGAACAAUACGGUAAAGGUAGAAAACCUACAGUGGGGCUUUUGGAAAGCACAUUAUUCACAGGAUGGAUGCCAACAAUUUUUCGAGCAGGCAGAGGAAUGACAUUGUGGGAAAAGGCGAAGCGAGACCCACCACCCAAAAAACUGGAACUUUACUCAUAUGAAAAUAAUCCAUAUGCACGAAUUGUGCGUGAGGCACUUUGUGAGUUGGAGCUUCCUUACAUCCUUCAAAACGUGGGAGAAGGUUCCCUGCGAUCGAAGUCACUAGAUGCAUCUGGAUCCAAAGAGGUUCCUUACCUGAUUGAUCCCAACACUGGUACUCAAGUUGGUGACUACAAGAAGAUCCUGUCUUACUUGUUCCAGACAUAUUCAGCAGCCAUUGUAUAGUUUCAAAAUCAGUUGUAAGUGGUUUAACAUGUGAAAAUCAAAAUGGACUUGAUUUUUACUCUUAUGUACAUUCUGUAACCAAAUUUUAGUGGCAAUAGGAAGUGGUUAAUUGCCCUUAGGCUUUGUGUUCCACACAUAUUUGUAUACUUGCACCAAUUUUGAAGAUAUGGCAAUAUCUGCUUUGAAUUGUC